Molecule: messenger RNA, 1092 nt
Organism: Quercus robur (English oak)
Lineage: Eukaryota; Viridiplantae; Streptophyta; Magnoliopsida; Fagales; Fagaceae
Product: 2-oxoglutarate-dependent dioxygenase AOP3-like
Exons: 3
Coding region: 1-933 (310 amino acids)
Molecular function (GO): dioxygenase activity
Source: RefSeq, a predicted model, not a curated record
AUGGCUACCAAAACACAAGCCAAGAUUCCAGUUGUUGAUCUCUACGACUUGGACCUGAAACCUGGUACAAAAACAUGGUUCUCAGCUCGCAAAGAUGUUUGCCGUGCACUUGAAGAAUACGGUUGUUUUGUAGCGGAGAUUGGCAAUAAAAUUCCUUCAGAGCUUCACAACGCAAUCUCUAGCUCAUUUGCAAAGUUGUUUGAGUUCCCCACAGAAACCAAAAUGAAAUUCACUUCUGAAAGGCCUUUCCAUGGCUAUUUCUCUUCUCCUAAGUACGAACGCCUGGUGAUUGAUAAUGCAACCUCCACAGAUGUAACUCAAGAGUUUACCAAUAUCUUCUGGCCCAAUGGGAAUCAUCAUGUCCGCGAAAGUGCUGAUUCAUAUGUGAAGCUGAUGGCGGAAUUAGAUAAAAUGGUGACAAAAAUGGUAUUUGAAAAUUAUGGCGUGGGGGAUUACUAUAACUCUCACAUGGAAUCAACUACUCACAGUUUCGGCAUUAUAAAAUAUAAUGAACCUCAGAAAACUGGGAGCAAAAAUGGCCUUGACAACCACACGGACAAGCACUUUACCACCAUACUUCACCAAAAUCGUGUAAAGGGUUUGGAGAUAAAAACAAAGGAUGAUGAAUGGAUUGAUUUUGAUCCCUCCCCUUCAUCCUUUAUAUUCUUGGCAGGUGAUGGACUCCAGGUAUGGAGCAAUGAUAGGAUAAAAGCUUGCAUGCAUCGAGUUUUGUUGGCUGAAAAUCUUGAGACAAGAUAUUCACUUGGGUUGUUUUCGCACAACAAUAAAACGAUAUGUGUGCCAGAAGAAUUAGUCGAUGAAGAGCAUCCCUUACACUACAAGCCAAUAAAUCUUCGUGAUUAUGCUCAAGAACAAAACAGACUAGUCGCUUAUGGAAAAGAACUUUCUCUCGAAGUCUUUUGUGGUGUUUAAACUCUCAGUCCAAAAAGACGCAUCUCUCGGUUGUUUUUUCAAUGUAGUGUGUGGUCACUUAUAUGGUGACUUUGGUUUCUUCUAAUUUCAAAAGCGUGUAGAAGAAGUGUCUAUUUAUGGCUUUAUUUAUGAUUUGGCAUAUGGUUAUUUUCCUUUAAA